Molecule: messenger RNA, 873 nt
Organism: Gordionus sp. m RMFG-2023
Lineage: Eukaryota; Metazoa; Nematomorpha; Gordioida; Chordodea; Parachordodidae
Product: plasmanylethanolamine desaturase 1-like
Exons: 7
Coding region: 53-808 (251 amino acids)
Molecular function (GO): oxidoreductase activity
Source: RefSeq, a predicted model, not a curated record
UAAAAUUCGUAUACCGAAUUAUACGUAGUUUUAAUUUUAAUGUGUGAGUGACAUGAAACAAUGUUCGGAGGUUAAAUAUGAUCGGGCAUCUAUCCUAGCCAGUUAUUAUACGAAAAGAAAAAGAGUUCAAGAAUCGGUAUGCGUGUAUGCCUUUUUUGUGCUCAUAAUUUACAAUGCCUUCUGCCUCCUGGUGAAAUUUCAAUUCGUGUAUUUACAUAGAAUCAUCAUUUCUAUAAUUCUAGCAUCCUUACUUGCAGAUUUCGGAAGCGGGAUAAUUCACUGGGCAUUCGACACCUGGGGCAAUAUGGACUCAACUUUUGGGAAGGCGUUCAUUAGAUCCUUCAGGCAACAUCACAUAGAUCCGACAUCGAUAACCAAGCACGAUUUUAUAGAAACAAAUGGGGACAAUUGCGCCCUGACCAUUCCCCUACUCUUUUAUUUAGCCUUGAAAUCUUUUCCCGGUCAAAAAUCGUCGGAUUAUCACUCUUACGGGCAAGAUUUUUUCCUGUUGAUUAUAUCGCUCUAUGCCGCUUUGACAAACCAGAUACACAAAUGGUCCCAUACUUAUCACGGUUUACCGAAACUCGUUGUCAUACUUCAGAGAUUUAAAAUUAUUUUACCGCCUUCGCAUCACAGGACUCAUCAUAUUAUGCCUCACGAUUGUUAUUAUUGCAUAACUACGGGUUGGCUCAAUAGGCCACUGGAGUUUAUGAAUUUUUGGAGAACUUUAGAAUCUGUUGUGACCAACCUGACAGGAUAUAGGGCCAGAAUGGAUGACGCCAAAUGGUCGAAAAAAGUUCAGAAUUAAAAAUAGCUGAAUUGUGUCAUUUGACAAAAGAGAGAAAAAAUAAAAUGUAAUUUUAUUAAUGGUUA